Molecule: messenger RNA, 414 nt
Organism: Gongylonema pulchrum
Lineage: Eukaryota; Metazoa; Nematoda; Chromadorea; Rhabditida; Gongylonematidae
Source: the annotation of a GenBank genome assembly
GAAGCAAAUCAUUGGGUGAGCCAGGUGACCCAUGAAAUGAUCACCUCAGUUAUCAAAGCAAGCGAGAUUUCAACCAACUCAAAACUGAUGUUGCUCAAUGCAGUGUAUUUCAAAGGUGCAUUGAAGAAAAAAUUCGACAAAGACUGGACAAUACCCAAAAAGUUCCAUGUUGCUCCGCACCGACAGAUCGAGAUACCAACAAUGUCAACAUUUGGCUAUUUUCCAUUUUUCGAGAAUGAUGAGGUGCGAAUGCUGGCGAUGCCAUAUGAAGGCAAUGAAAAUAUAAACAUGUACAUCAUUUUACCACAAAAAUUCUACGGCCUAGAGGAUUUAGAACGCAGUCUUAAUGGUUCAAAGAUGAUACACUAUUUUCAAAAUUGCAAAGCGUCAAAGGAAUUUUAUGUAAGCUAUUAA